Molecule: messenger RNA, 1496 nt
Organism: Suillus paluster
Lineage: Eukaryota; Fungi; Basidiomycota; Agaricomycetes; Boletales; Suillaceae
Exons: 2
Coding region: 235-1398 (387 amino acids)
Source: RefSeq, a predicted model, not a curated record
AAUGAUUAGACGCCACCACGUCACGCUUGCCAAAUUUCGGUCACUUUACGCUCAUUCGGAGUCGUAGCGCAAAUCGAACACUGCACUAGUCUUCCCUAGGUAGACCCAAUAGAAGGAAGAUAGUUCUGACCUUGGUCUGUCCUAGGGGAAUACGGUGUAACACAAUUUGAAGUGUAACAGUCGCCGUCAAGCUGAGUGUGGCCACCAAGAGUUUACUACUAGUAGAGCAGCACCAUGCUCCCCUCAUGGCUGAGCAAAAAAUCUAGCAAUCCGCAGGCUCUCAACCAACCAGACGGCGUUUCUAAAGACUCCCAUUCAACAGCAGAAGAAGCUGAACAUUCAUCCGAGUCUGCAAUUCUCAUCACAGACGACGGUCACACCGAUGUCCACAAACACAUUGGUGAUCCCAGCACAUAUGCUGCCCUAAUUGAACAGGACGCGCUCAACCCGAAUCUGCCAGCUACAUCAGGCGACCUGAAGUCGCUGGAACGUUCAACUGAGCCUGCAAGGUUUCUGACACCGCAUGAUGACAUUCUCGCCGACCUCCAGGGACACUUGCCCUCAAGUACUCUUCCAGAACAGCAGUCUCUACGUCCAGAUGCUCUCGCAGGAUCUUCCCUCAAUAUUGCCUCAACCGCCGUUCAGACCUCAUCGUUCACCUCCGAAUCUUUGCCCGAUCAUGAACCGGCCAAGGAGAUUAUGUACGAACCGUCCACCGGUCAGAGAUUACACGACUGUGUACCAAUGCCGGCGCGGUCGGGUGCUGAUGAUGAACUAUGGUCUCAUCUAUCACAUAUUUUGGAGCUCCAGAGCGAAAUUGCAAAGAUGCAUGUCGACAUGGAGAAUGUCGGUUUGCGGACUGCGCGAGGUCAUGGACCGGUUGUCUCUGAGCGCGGAGGAAAGGCAGACAUCACCAGGAACGAAACAGGGCAGCAUAGGAGGAGAAAUGGGACACUCGGAGAAGAGGAAGAUGACGAGGAGAGUGAUGAGGUGACCGAAGGAGAAGAAUCGGAUGGCAACGACGAGGUGUUUGGGAAGAGGAAGCGAGAAGAAGAAUUCACAAGGCUAGCGGAGCGGUUUUCAGAGAGAAAGGUGGCCAUUGACUCCGUUAUGGAUAAGUUAGACGACCUUUCGAGCGCACUCAAGGCCUUUCAUGCGCUACCUACUCCAGUACUCGAUCUUGCAUCCUCUCGCACCAACACCACAUCUUUCAAUACCCCACUAACUGCCGAUCGCGGUACUGGUGUGACCCCUGGGGUUACCUCGACCACAUCAGCUCCCCCUCGUUCAGCAAAACCGCUAGUAACGACGAUUAUAGAUGACUCGCAACAUGUAGAUAACCCAUUGGACAUGCAUCCCACGCAGUCCAUCAUCGAUCGCAAUCUUGGGAAGAAGUAAGCUUUCCUACCUAUCUGGAUAUAUCACAUAGUUUGGGAACAUGUUUACGAUACGUCCCUAUAGUUGACACACUAGCUACUAUAUUACAUUAAAUCACA